This is a messenger RNA of Babesia ovata, 1518 nucleotides long. RefSeq lists its product as uncharacterized. Lineage: Eukaryota; Apicomplexa; Aconoidasida; Piroplasmida; Babesiidae. The transcript is spliced from 3 exons. Bases 1 to 1518 code for a protein of 505 amino acids. The record is from RefSeq and is a predicted model, not a curated record.
AUGUUAAUCCCCGCUGAUUGUACACAAGAUGACUAUAUUCGUACUGUGUCAACUGACUAUGUUAGAGAAUCGGUGACCAUGGACACUUCUGUGUCAUAUGAUGCGGCAUCCAGGGAAAACAUUCGAGACUACUUUAUCAAUGUUGUACCUGACGAAAUAGCGAAGCAUCCUGGAAUUUCCGCAUCUCUUGUGGACAUUACCGAGUACAAUCGCCUGGCCCGCAUGCGGGGAUUUAGGGAAAUAAACAACAACGCUGAGGUGGCGUACCUCAUUUAUACUCAUAGGGAUAUUCACAAGUCGCUAAAGUUCUACCCGGAGCGCCAUCGAGCACGUUGGGAGACCGUUCGCGUUGCCGUAGACGGGGUCCUACAAAGGCGCACGUUCAGAAUCCCUCUUGGUGACGGCUCCCCAGGAUCGUCGCAUUAUACAUGCGAAUUCGACUACUCGUUAAAGCCGCUGCAUGACCUGACAACGAACGUUUACGACGAGGUGGGCAAGCUAUCCCUAUACCUCGACCUCCGUAAGAAGUAUGCUGACAAGUCGCAACAAUACGACGUGUUGUCUCUGGCUAAUGCCACACCAGACUUUGCUGUUUUGGGUUACAUGCGACCCAACUAUGACCAGGAAGAUGUGACAGUGCUCGUUCAUCGUACGCGUGGUUCGUGGAUACAAAUCGCGUCCUUGCUGACCGUUAAGAUUCUAAGAGAACGAGACAUUGGCAUACGGUUUACGUUAGAAAAAGACACAUCUGCGUAUAAAUCAUGCCACGAGUGUUUGCAUUCCAAGGUAGAGAAGGUCGGAUUUAUGCACGAUGACUGGAGGGACUGCUGCGUCGCUCCCGAGAUGCUAGAUACGCACGCCCGUUUGACGUUCGAGGAUUAUCUCUGGGAGCACCACAAUGUGUACGCAAAUGGCAUGCAUCCGUACCAACAGUCUGUGUUACUCCUGGCCUGUGGAGCUGUGCAUCACUCCCUGUAUUCGAUGCAGCACAAUAUGGGAAGCCCUUCCGACAUCAAUGGAGAAUUGAAUACAUAUUUAAACAAUGAAGCCGUAGGCCCCUAUCUGUCGUUGAUGAAGCGUAUGAUCGUUCCUACCCCCAUGAGUGAAAGCUCACUCCCAGAGGCGCUCCGCGGUAAAGAGGUCACUCGUACGGAGUACCUGUUGGGAUUGUGGCUCGCCUACAUGAAUUCGGUGCAAACACUGCGCAGGGAGCUGGCUUCGGUCAAAUUUGAGGAUUAUGCGGAGUUCAUGACUACAGACGCUCUGGUGACCGACCAGCAAAAACUAAUGCUCAUGUCACUAACAAUAAUAGCGGUAGUCAGCCUAUUCUCGGCGCUGAUCAGUGGAUAUAGAUUCAAGUACAAGCAACGGAAAGACAAGCUCGAAGUAUCUAAACAGGAACGCGUGUUUCACCCUGCCACGCCAAGGUUCUACGACGCAACCGACGUGGAUACCGAUAGCGUCCAUGAACACGAUCUUCGUAAAUCCGCAACAUGGACGGCUGUAUCAUUCAGUUGA